ACUCUGCAGACUCACACAGACACACUCCGAGCUUUUCCUUCCAGAUCUGCCGCGUCUUUACUAACGGGACAAGUUUAAACCUCCUGGAUACCUCCGCUUCCUCUGCGCUUUUCCCUCGCCUCCAUGUGAACAUCUCCACUCGGACUGAGGCUGUUUUACUGCUGCUGAAAGGAUGAUCAUGACGAUAAUGGGAGGAGGCCGCGGCCGAAGGUGCAGCCCUCGCUAGAAUCCUAAUUCUAACCCAAUUCACCCCUCUGCUGUCACCCACAACUGCUGUCCUUCCCUCCGGCGCCAUGGCCAACCACCUGGAGCUGAUCCAAGAGCUGCAGCAGCUGGACAAGGUGCCCAGUCUGGAGAGGCUACGGGCGGCACAGAAGCGGCGAACCCAGCAGCUGAAGAGAUGGGCUGUGUACGAGAAGGAGAUGCAGAACAAGAAGCGAAAGGCGGACAAGAAGGGGCGCAACGCCAACAACCUCCAGCAGCCAGAGUCAAAGAGGCACGUGUCGUUUGCCGCCAGUGUGGCUCUUCUGGAGGCAUCGGCCAGGAAUGAUCCAGAUGAAGUUCGUUACCUGCUGAAGAACAAUGUGAGUCCAGACCUCUGCAACGAGGACGGUCUGACUGCUCUGCAUCAGUGUUGUAUAGACAACUAUGAGGAGAUGGUGAAGAUCCUGCUGGAGCGAGGAGCCAGCGUUAACGCUCAGGACAAUGAACUGUGGACACCGCUGCAUGCUGCUGCUACCUGUGGCCACGCGGGACUCGUCAAGAUACUCAUCGCACACGGUGCAGAUCUGCUGGCAGUCAACUCUGAUGGGAACAUGCCCUACGACCUGUGUGAAGACGAUCCAACACUGGACAUCAUUGAGACAGCCAUGGCCAACAGAGGCAUCACCCAGGAGAUGAUCAACGAGACACGAGCGUCAACGGAGAGGAGGAUGCUGGGAGACAUUCAGGAACUGAUGAGACAAGGAGAGGAGGUCAACCAGCACGACUCUCAGGGAGCCACGCUGCUCCACAUCGCAGCAGCAAAUGGCUACGUACAGGCUGCAGAGCUGCUGCUGGAGGGGGGAGCUCGCAUGGACCUGAGAGAUUCAGAUGGAUGGCAGCCUCUUCAUGCUGCAGCAUGCUGGGGUCAGAUGCAUGUGGCGGAGCUGCUGGUGUCUCAUGGAGCCAGUCUCAAUGCCAAGACCUUCCUCGAGGAGACUCCCAUUGAUCUGUGUGAGGACGAGGAGUUCAGAGCCAUCCUGCUGGAUCUGAAACACAAACACGACAUUAUCAUGAAGUCACAGCUCAAACACAAGACCUCACUGUGUAGGCGAACAUCCAGUGCAGGCAGCCGUGGGAAAGUGGUGCGGCGAGCCAGUCUGUCAGACAGACACAACUUGUGUCGUAAAGAGUACGAGACGGAGGCCAUCGUGUGGAGGGGAGGAAGGGAGGAGGAAGACGACAAGGAGAAAGAGUCAGAUCAGGAGAAUAUUCAAGUGGUAAAUGUCAAACCAGUUGUAGCUGUGGAGCUGCCAGACAAGUCCAAGCUGCCCACCAUCCUCAAAGAUGGCAGCAACAAACAAAACGGCCUCAUCUCCACGACGACGUCCGUGCCACCGCAGCCGCCCUCCAAUGGCAACACGCCAUCGUCCAAUAAGGGCGGGGUCGUCGCCACCCCGCCCGCCCCGGAGGAAGCCUGGCCAAGAGAGCGCGCUCAGACUCUGUCGGAGCUGAAGAAACAGAGGGCCGCCGCCAAACUGUUGAAUCACCCCUUGUUCAACGGUCACCUUGGUAACGGCUCCACAGACUCCUUCACUGAUGCCAAAAGCACCUCGGAGGACCCUCGCAUGCCGCUGGUGUCCUCCAAUGGCAAUGCAGUUUACUACACGCCAGCCAGCGGCGAUCCGCCUCUCCUCAAACUGAAACAGCCUCUAGAGGAAGAACAGCCGAAGGCGCGGACCUGCUGCUGCGUGUCGUAGCGCCGCGAUCAUGUGACUGCUGACGGAACAGGAAGUGUUUGCACAGAGAAGAGGGAAGCGUUCUGUAGAAGGGAGGAGAGAAACGAAGGAAAUAGGGAGUUUUCCUGUCUUUUAACAUCCUGUUCCUCCCCCAACUGUAAACUUCUUCCUGAGAAGAUGGAAGGCCUGAAGAAGGCAAAAAAACUUCUCCUUGUACCUCCAUGUCACAUGACUCCUGCUACACUUGGAGACACCCUUUGUGAAUGCAGGCAUGUUUAAAGCAGAGCAUAGGAGAGGAACUGUGCCACUUUUUUGCUGUUUGGAUAAAAUCAAUUAUCACGAAUGGAGUCUCUUUUCAGGACACGCCAAAUGGAUAGAAACAUCAAGCUGUUUCUGAGGCCCUGCUACACAUUUUUAAGAAUCAAUAUUGUCAGUUUUUUGGAAGCUCUUCACCUGAGUGACAACAGGUGAAACAUCAAAAUCAGGAGAGUAGGGAAGAUUGUAAGGUACUGCAUGUUCUGCCCUCAGACAGGAUGGAUCAUUAUUACUCCAUUAAAUAGCAUUUCCUACAGGACAAACAUUGUAAGCACAGCAUUCUGCUUUUUCACCACAUUCUUGUCAUUUUCAAAUAAGCAGGACGGCCACCGUGGAGCGGUCCAGAAAUACUGUAUUACACCGUGUUGUGCUACAGCGUAGCAAAAAGAGAUCUGUGACAACAUUUCUGAAACGCUGCCUGCAAAAGUGAAGGGAAGGAAUGCCAUAAAACAGUGUUAAAAUAUUCAAGAAGUGUACUUCUGCAGCGAGAGGUGACAGGAAAGAGUAAAAAAAAAAAAAAAGUACUGCACUAGUGUAUGAAACUGUCACUAUAUUGUCAACUAUACUUCACCUCACCGUCCUCUCAUAUCGAACAUAAACUGACAGGUCAUGCUUUGUUUUUUGUAUAAUCCACUUUGUGCUCACUCGUAUAGAUAAUUUAAGCAAACAUGGUUGAAAAUUACUGUACAUUUCUUUAUUAUUUAUGAAAUUAAUGUAAUGUAUAAAAAAAAAAAAAAAAACAUACUGGUUCCUAAAGUUGAGUGUAUUUAUUAUUUGGAUGGUGUGUGGAGAGUGAAUGCAAUAUGAUGAUGACGAGCCGGGAGAGUCUUUCCAGCCGAGCACCUUCUGACAUAGAAAAGUCGUUCAAAUGAUAAAGUGAAGUAAGGAUUACUGUCUGCUAUAUGUACGUGCGAUUUUAUAACACAGAUCCAUCUCACUUGGAUGGAUUCAUAUUUGUGUCACUACAAAUAACAGUGUUAUUUGUUUAUGUUGUUUUUUCCCCUAGUGGCCAUUGUGUGGCUUCUCCCAGUCACUGUAUUUGUCUUAUUAAUGGAAAUUUGUAAAUGUGAUGUAAUGAAUUACUGUAAGUGUUGUUUUCAGAAGAUACAAACUUAAUGCCUCAUUUACAAAAAACUAAACAAAACCUUAAUCCUCAUUUGGAUUUGAUAUGUAGCGAUCCCGUACGAUUUUUUUCAGGUGUCUUUGAAUGCAUCAUGGGUCCAACACGAAAUAUACACUCAGUCUGAAAAACUAGUUUCUCUGCUUGAUUAAAGGAAUAGUUUGAUGUUUUUGGAAAUUCUAGACAAACUUGAACGAGGAAAUCAAUAGUAUACGUGCAUGUAUGCUUAAUGUGUGGCUGGAGCUAAAACCCAGCAGAUAUUUUAGUGUACCACAGUGAGCCAGCAUGUCCAAUACCGAACCUUGAACUUGGCUCACCUAUACAGGACAAAUCCAUUUGUUACAGUUGUGCGUUUCCUGCUUCGACCCGUCAAAAUGUCAGGAAACAGAUAUAUCAGUGAGAUUUUAAAAUGCCGAUAAGCAGAUUUUCGAUAUUUGAACAAAGUCGAACUAGCCUCCAUUUCCAGUCUUUAUGCUAAGCUAAGUUGUAACUUCAUAUUGUACAACUAUAAGCAUGAUGUCGAUCUUCUCAUCUAACUCAUCGGAUUUCCAAAAAUGUUGAUGGAAACCUUUAGUCUAACAACAGCUACCCUAACCUUGUGAGUGCCAAAGAGUUAACAAAAAAAAAAAAAAAAAAAAAAGACAGCUGGACAUUUAGAAAGUUUGGAAGAAGACUUUCUUUGCCGUUACAGAGAUUCAUUUGCUUUUGAGCUUUUGAUUACCAGCCCCUUUGACAAUAUGAUUUCCCACAAUGCCAUUCUGUCACACUUUAUGCCCACAUCAGCUGUACAGUGUCAAAUAUUUGUACAGAGUUUAUAAAUAUGUUUGUAUUAGUAUCCCUUUAUCUGUUCCCAUGACUUGCAUUUACAUGUCUGUGUUGUUACUGUUGAGGAACAUAUGGGAAAAUACAGUUACCCAUCCCGAUGAACAGCGUUAGCAGACUUUUGCUUGUAAAGGGGAAACUGUGACACUGUCUAGACCCCCUUGCAAAGUUGUGUCCACCCAGGCAUCUUCAACAUGUUUUGUGUUUCCUCCCUGCUCUUCAGAAACUGGUCUCUGCUCUUCAUUCAAAACUGAAUGAUGAAAUAUUUCUACACAAAAGGAAACGGUUUGUUUUUCAGUUAGAGGAAGUUCACAUGAAGUCCAAGACUUUUGACAUUUCACUUAUUUUAUUUUUUUCUUUUCUUGGAAGGAACCAAGGCAGUGAUAUCAUCUUGGUAAGAUCUUGAGACAGCCAAAAAAAUGUUGAAGUUCGUUUUGGUGCAAACAGUUUAAUUAAAAUUUUAACUUUGUUUCCUUAUUAAUGAAGUUCAAUCAAACUGAAUUGUAAUUUUGAACUACAACCUGGUUAGUAUAAUUCAGAAAAAGGGACAGUUGCCUGUUAAAAAGUAGCCUGUGUUGUCAUGGUAUACAUAGAUCAAGGCUUGCGUUUGACUGCGAACCUCGUUGUCUAUAAGGAUAAGAUUAUACGGACAGAAAACUACUGAUUUUGUAAUUACUGGAAUAUAUUGAUGGUUGCAUUAACAUAUUUUGAAUAAAUUGUAUAUUUUGAGAAUUUUAA
Molecule: messenger RNA, 4935 nt
Organism: Amphiprion ocellaris (clown anemonefish)
Lineage: Eukaryota; Metazoa; Chordata; Actinopteri; Pomacentridae
Gene: ppp1r16b
Product: protein phosphatase 1, regulatory subunit 16B
Exons: 11
Coding region: 294-1961 (555 amino acids)
Biological process (GO): regulation of sprouting angiogenesis; establishment of endothelial barrier
Cellular component (GO): cytoplasm
Molecular function (GO): enzyme inhibitor activity; protein phosphatase regulator activity; protein binding
Source: RefSeq, a predicted model, not a curated record